UUUUGAGUUCUUCAGCAUCUCUGCAACACCAAGAAAAGAUGGCAGCAGAAGCAAUUCUCUCUGCUUUUGUUAAAACAUUGUUGGGGAACUUGAAUUCUCUACUUCUGCAAGAGUUUGGAUCAGUGUGGGGUGUCAAGAAAGAGUUGGGGAAGCUCGAGAGCACGUUGUCGACGAUCCAUGCGGUGCUUCAAGAUGCAGAGGAGCAGCAAGUGAAGAACGAGGCAGUGAAGAAUUGGCUAAAGAAGCUUAAGGACGCGACCUAUGUUGCAGAUGACUUGAUAGAUGAGUUUGCAAUAGAAGCUUUUCGGCGGAAAGUGAGGACUCAGUCUGCUACGGUGAAUCGGGUACGCAACUUCUUUUCUUUUCCAAACUCACUUGUAUUUUUCCUGAGGAUGGGGAGUAGGAUAAAGGAAAUUGGGGAGAGAUUAGAUGGGAUUGCAGCGGAGAGGUUGAAGUUCCAUUUGAGAGAGGGAGUUGUAGAUCUGCCAGGCAAUACUGAAGAGAGACUACAAACCGCCUCUUUUGUGAUCGAGUCAGAAGUUUGUGGUAGAGAGAAAGAUAAGGAGAAAAUCGUACAGUUGUUGAUUCAUGUCAGUACUCAAGAAGAUGUCUCGAUCAUCCCCGUAGUCGGUAUGGGGGGCCUUGGAAAGACCACACUUGCUCAAUUCGCUUACAAUGACGAGAGGGUAGCGAAGCAUUUCGAGCUGAGAACGUGGGUUUGUGUGUCGGAUGACUUUGAUGUGAGGAGGCUAACAAAAACAAUUUUAGAGUCUGCUACCGAUGGGAAACAUGAUCUCCUAGAAUUGGAUUUACUGCAGCGUCGCCUCCAAGAACAGCUACACGGGAAGAAGUUUUUACUUGUGUUGGAUGACGUGUGGGAUGAAAAUCCUGAGAACUGGGAUCAGUUGAAACAAUUUCUCAGAGGAGGUGCGAGGGGUAGUAAAAUCAUAGUAACUACCCGUAGUGAAAAAGUUGCUUCGAUCAUGGGCACUCUCCCUCCACACCAUUUGCCAAGACUAUCAGAGGAUGAUUGUUUGUCUCUGUUCAUGCAGCGAGCGUUUGGGCAUGGAAGACAAAAACCUCCAAACCUUGUAAUGCAUGCAAAGGAAAUCGUAAAGAAGUGUGGGGGCGUCCCUUUGGCAGCGAAGGCAUUGGGUGGCUUGAUGCGCUUUAAAACAGAUGAAAGAGAGUGGCUGUUUGUAAAAGAAAGUGAAAUUUGGAAUUUACCUGAAGAAGAGAAUGACACUUUACCUGCUCUGAAGUUAUUAUCAUCUUCCAUCACAUUUGAAGCAAUGCUUUGCAUACUGCUCAAUAUUUCCAAAAGAUCAUAUAAUCGUUAA
Magnolia sinica is the source of this 1340-nucleotide messenger RNA. Its product is annotated as putative disease resistance protein RGA3. The record is from RefSeq and is a predicted model, not a curated record. NCBI's taxonomy places the organism in Eukaryota, Viridiplantae, Streptophyta, Magnoliopsida, Magnoliales, Magnoliaceae. Bases 39 to 1340 code for a protein of 433 amino acids. Gene Ontology annotation, molecular function: ADP binding. Gene Ontology annotation, biological process: defense response to other organism. The transcript has a single exon.